This is a messenger RNA of Dunckerocampus dactyliophorus (ringed pipefish), 4105 nucleotides long. It is a transcript of the gene nmur1a, whose product is annotated as neuromedin U receptor 1a. Lineage: Eukaryota; Metazoa; Chordata; Actinopteri; Syngnathiformes; Syngnathidae. Bases 261 to 1514 code for a protein of 417 amino acids. Gene Ontology annotation, molecular function: neuromedin U receptor activity. The record is from RefSeq and is a predicted model, not a curated record. Gene Ontology annotation, cellular component: plasma membrane. Gene Ontology annotation, biological process: G protein-coupled receptor signaling pathway. The transcript is spliced from 3 exons.
UGUGCGUGCCUGUAAAAUAUACGAGGAGGGUGGAUGUGACAGAGGGAGGACGACAAUAUGAGAGGGCGGUGUGUGUGUGUGUGUGUGUGUGUGUGUGUGUGUGUGUGAGUGUGCUGGCAAGAGAGGCUGGAGGAGAAAUGUACAGAUCAGAGAGAGGAAGGCGACAGGGAGAGCUUCACGUUGCCCACACUCCAUUCAAGACCUUAAUCUCUUGCUCCCCUUGGGAAUAACAAGGUAGCGAGCCAGACUCCUUGAACAAGAUGCCGCCGUACAACUGCUCGUCUGAUCUAACCAAUCUGACUCCUGACACCAAUGGCAGCCGUAUCCACAUGGAGGACACGUGUGUGACAACGGACACCUUCCUGGAUAAGUACUUGGGCCCCCGUCGCUCCCCUGUGCUGCUUCCCGUCUUCAUCAUUUACCUGAUCAUCUUUUUGGUAGGCGUGUUGGGCAAUGCACUGACUUGCACCGUCAUUGCACGCAACAAAGUGAUGUGGACGCCGACAAACUACUACCUGUUCAGCCUGGCGGUGUCGGACCUGCUGGUGCUGCUGCUCGGCAUGCCGCUGGAGCUGUACGAGCUGUGGCAGAACUACCCCUUCCUCCUAGGGAAGGGCGGCUGCUACUUUAAGACGUUUCUAUUCGAGACGGUCUGCUUUGCGUCCAUCCUCAAUGUGACUGCACUGAGCGUGGAACGCUACAUCGCCGUGGUGCACCCGCUCCGUGCCAAGUACGUAGUGACGCGCACCCACGCCAAGAGGGUCAUCCUCACAGUGUGGGGUGUGUCAGUGUUGUGUUCUCUCCCCAACACAAGUCUGCAUGGGAUUUCCUACCUGAGCUGCGACUCCUGCAGCUCGGGUGGACCUCUGAGCGUGGAGAUCCCCGACUCGGCCAUAUGUACGCUGGUGAAGCCACAAUGGAUCUACAACCUGAUUAUCCAAGUGACCACCUUGCUAUUCUUCAUCCUACCCAUGCUCACCAUCAGUGUCCUGUACACGCUCAUUGGGCUGCAGCUAAAACGAGAGAGGAUGCACCAGGCGCUGGAAGCGAAGGCGGGCGCCGGUCAGGACAGCUUCUGCAACAACCGCACCCAACAACAAAAGGCACGACGACGGCAGGUCACCAAAAUGUUGUUUGUUCUAGUGGUGGUUUUUGGGAUCUGCUGGGCCCCGUUUCACACCGACCGCCUGGUGUGGAGUUUCAUCAGCGAGUGGACCGACAGCCGCCUGCAAAUCUUCCAGUAUGUGCACAUCCUCUCUGGAGUGUUUUUCUACCUCAGCUCCGCCGUCAACCCAAUCCUGUACAACCUCAUGUCCACGCGCUUCCGAGAAAUGUUCAAGGAGGUCAUGUGCCAUCGGCCGCACCACAUCGUCCCUCGAAAAUACUCGCUGAGUGUCACUCGGGUGACGCUUCGCAGUACCAUCAACGAUGUCCCGCAAAACAUUGGACCAAACGUUGCGGAAGGGGAGGCAGAAGGAGAACGGGCAGUGAGAGAGACGGCAAUCACAUGUUAAGCACAUUCUUAUGAUGUUAAGGAUUGCAUGACGCUCAGAUAGUGUCUCACUUUCAACCACCGCAUCCGUUCCCUGUCCUUCGCAAUUGGACUGAUUCAGCUUCAUGUCUGAAAAUACGGCAACUACCGCAUGAACAAGCACAGGGCGAAUUACUGUAACGUAUGUCAGGGGUGUGCGAACAACAUACUGAAAAAUGAAGGGAUGCAAGGGCCACUUUGAUAUAUUGGAAAGAAGGAAUAUGUCAAGAAAAACCUGCAUCUCAGCUUUGUGAUGUAGGCGACAAAUGACUUGCUCGCAAAAAUAAAGGGAACACUUGUGUGAAAUCAAACUGUCCACUUUGGAAGCAACACAGAUUGACAAUCAAUUUCACAUGCUGUUGUGCAAAUGGAAAUAGACACCACGUGGACAGCACAGCAUAAUAAUAAUAAUAAUAAUAAUAAUAAUACAUUUGAUUUCCAUUGAUAAUUUCUGUGUGAUUUAGUUGUCAGCACAUACAGUAUAUGUAAAGAACAAAGUAUUUAAUAAGAAUAUUUCAUUCAUUCAGAUCUAGGAUGUGUUAUUUUAGUGUUCCCUUCAUUUUUUCGAGCAGCGUAUUUCAUCUUUCUUCUUAAAUAAGUUUUGUAAAUUUUCUUCUCGUAUUUUGACUUUAUUCCCCCGAUAUUUUGACGUUUUCACCAAGCCAAUUUUCCAACAAUUUUUUUUUUUUAAUUCUCCUAAAAUUGACAUUUUCGGACGCUUUUUUCUCUUAAUCCUUUGACUUUAUUUGCGUACAAUUCCAGCUAUAUUUUCCAUCUCUGCCAUUUGUUUCCUCAUAAUUAUGACGUUAUUUACAUAUUUUGAUUUUAUUAUCAUAACAUAAGUUUUUUGCGACCUAAUUUUCCCAAAAUUGCAACUUUCUUUGUUUUUCAUGACAUUACAACUUUUAAAAAGUAACGUCUUUGAUACAGUCGUCCCUCACUACAUCGCAGUUCACCUUUCACGGCCUUGCAGUUUCAGACAUAUUUUUUUGCAAUUUUGCAAAAACCCACGCAUUGUGUUCUGCGUCCUGAUUGGCUGCAGACCAUUGUCAGUCAAUCUCCUCCGUGCCGUGUCCCCUGUUGUCUGCGAUCGCGAGCAAACAGCUAGCGGUGUGACUCUGAACUUUCUAUGUUUGCAAGUUUUCUCACAGUGUCGAUGAAACCUUCUGCGCCCAAAAGGCAAAGGUAGAUGCUAACUAAACAUUGCACAAAAAGUUGGAUUUCUGGACAUGCCGAAGGAAGACAGAAGUUACGCGGCUAGAGGGCGCCAUUACGGAAUAAAUGACUCUUCGGUUUGUUCCAUAAAGUUUGAGGAAAGUAGCAUAAGGACGACAGCAGCAAUGAGUUUUAACAAGGAUGCAAUAAACACUAGAGCGGAGCGGCGCCAGGACAAAGAGGCUCGGUCAGAGGAAUGUAGUUCCAGGUACUCGCUGGGGUUACACAAGUGAGGAGUUUGGCUUCUCGAAACAAUUUGCGUUCAAAAGAGUAGUAUAUUUGCAUCACAAAAAUGCCUACUCAAAAUAAUCAGACCUCACAAAUCGCUCUGCGUUAUAUUUGUCUCCCCCCGUAUCCUUGUGCACUGUCGCCUGUCCAUUCUUGUGUAUGUGACAAAGACGCUCACGUCUUCUUCCGCGACGGAGCGCCACGGCCAUCUUGUUUACGUGUGUGUUCCACAGCGAGGUCCGUGGGUUGAUCACAGCUUUUGUCUUGACUCAAUGGGAAGCAAUGGGAACCAAAGGCACUACUUCCCGCUAUGAAAUCUGCUCCAACGUCUUUAACACUUGGGGUAGAGAAGUGAAUGAGGUAUCAAAUUCUAGUGCAAGUCAUGUUUUAUCAGAUAGAAUUAAUCACAGACUUGAUUUAAUUCAACCUGUGAAUUCAUUCAUCGUUAAUUCAACCUGAAGUGUUGGUUGCGCUGGAUUCAAAUAAAAUGCGAAUGCAUUUGCCAUUAAUUGUUGUUUACUUGUUUGUUUUAUAUCCAUAAUUAAUUCAUACCUGAUUCUAUUACCAAAAACAACGAGGAGUCUAGUCACCUGGACCGUCACCUGCACGGUCCAGUAUCCAGGUAUUUAUUUCACAAUCACACUGGUUGAAUUUUUGGCUAAAAACUUACUGAAUCGAUUUAAAGUUACUGAAUCGUUUCGGAUCGUAUCCUUCUAAAUAAACCAAUUUCGUCCUUGAAUCGUAUUGGCAACCACGAAUCGUGAUACGAAUCGAAUCGUUAUGAAAAUGAAUCGUUACAGCCCUAGUCCUUGUGUUUGAGAAAGCUGCUUACAAAUUCAAAGUAUUAUUAUUAUUAUUGUCAUGAAUAAAUGUACACCUUGGUCAAAAGUCAAAUGAACAUACAUCACCCCAGACUUAAAAAAAAAAAAGGGGGGGAGGAUUUGCUAAAAACAACAAUUCCGGCUGAGAAUUACAGUGCAUCAUUAAAAAGUCUUAAUGCCUUUGCUAGUAUUUAUGUGCACGUCCACUCUUGUUUGGUCUUCUUGAUGUUUAGUGGCGUAAUGAUCUGUAAACAGGCCCUGGCUAAGAGCUUCGCACAUCUUUGCAGGUGCAGUAAGCGUGUAAAAAUGU